GUAUAUCAGUGCUGGCGAUUGCUCCGUUCGCUUUUUGGAAUCUACAUCUACUUGAGCGCAUUCAACGCUGUGUGAUUAGCGACGCUGGACUUUGAGCCAGGCGACGCAGCGGCAGCAUGUCGAAGGUCAUUGAUUACGCAGAGGUACAGAAACACAAGUCCAAAGAGUCAUGUUGGGUGAUACUCUACGGCAAUGUGUGGGACGUGACCGACUUCCUGCCCAACCACCCUGGUGGCGCGAACAUCAUCCUCAAGCUUGCCGGUAAAGAUGCUACCGAAGAGUACGACCCGAUUCACCCUCCCGGUACGCUCGAAGACAACCUGCCGGAGUCCGCGCGCAUUGGACCGAUCAACCCUCAGACACUCCCUGAGCCUGUAAAGGCGGCUAAAGAUGUUGGACCAGAACCAGACAGUCAGAUUGAACUACCACUGGGUGCGCUGCUGAACUUGAAUGAAGUCGAGGCCGCUGGGAAGAAGAAAAUGUCCAAGAAAGGAUGGGCAUACUACUACUCUGCCGCUGACGAUCUGGCCAGCAAGCACUUCAACAAUUCUGUUUAUAGGCAGAUACUGCUGCGGCCCAGGGUCUUCGUCGACUGUCGGGACUGUGACUUAAGCACCACUUUCCUAGGACACAAGCUUGAGAUACCAAUAUUUGUGUCGCCGGCAGCUAUGGCCAGACUCGCCCAUCCGGACGGCGAAUGGGGAAUUGCUCAGGCAUGCAAGAAGUUUGGCACCAUACAGAUGAUCUCGAACAAUGCUUCUAUGACACCAGAACAGAUUGUGAAAGAUGCAGGGCCAGGUCAAGUGUUUGGCUGGCAGCUAUAUGUCCAGACAGAGCGGAAGAAAUCAGAAGAUAUGCUGGGAAGAAUCAACAAGUUGGAUGCCAUCAAGUUUAUCUGCCUAACACUCGACGCGCCCGUACCCGGCAAGCGAGAAGAGGACGAGCGAUCAAAAUAUGUUGUCGAGGACACAAGCCAGGCCAUCAAGGAUGCAGGUGGAGCAGAGCUCAAAGGUGGCGGUGGCAUUGGUCAAUCCUUGUUCUUUGGUACCGACCCAACAUUGACCUGGACUGAGACACUUCCCUGGCUGAAGAAGCAUACAAACAAGCCCAUCAUCCUCAAGGGCUUGCAGUGCCAUGAAGACGCCUAUCUUGCUUCUCAUCACACAGAUCAAGUCAAGGGCAUCAUCCUUUCCAACCAUGGCGGUCGUGCCGCAGACACAGCACCACCUGCCAUCCACACUUUGCUAGAGAUUCGGAAAUACUGCCCCGAAGUCCUCACUAAGCUUGAUGUUGUGGUCGAUGGCGGCAUCAAGAGAGGUACCGACGUGGUAAAGGCGUUGGCACUCGGAGCAAAGGCCGUGGGUAUCGGUCGUGGCGCGCUCUUUGGCUUGGCGGCUGGAGGUAUCGAAGGCGUUGAAAGAGUCCUUGAGAUCCUUCGUGACGAGACGGCAACAGCCGCUCGGUUGUUGGGUGUUCCAAAGAUGAGUGACCUCAGUCCUCUGCAUAUUAACACCAGGGCUGUGGAGCGGGACAUCUAUGAUGGUCCGGCCAAUCUCCCAGGUAUUGAGGGAGCCAUGAAGGGUCUUUGGGUGAAAGCGAAGUUGUGAGAAGGUGCACCUUUGCGAGCCCGUUAUACCCAUACAUCUGGCGCAGCGUUCGUGGUUG
Exophiala viscosa is the source of this 1665-nucleotide messenger RNA. RefSeq names its product L-lactate dehydrogenase. The coding region runs from base 117 to 1607 and encodes 496 amino acids. Lineage: Eukaryota; Fungi; Ascomycota; Eurotiomycetes; Chaetothyriales; Herpotrichiellaceae. Gene Ontology annotation, molecular function: oxidoreductase activity; heme binding. The transcript has 2 exons. The record is from RefSeq and is a predicted model, not a curated record.